Molecule: messenger RNA, 3937 nt
Organism: Stegastes partitus (bicolor damselfish)
Lineage: Eukaryota; Metazoa; Chordata; Actinopteri; Pomacentridae
Gene: emilin2a
Product: elastin microfibril interfacer 2a
Exons: 9
Coding region: 174-3536 (1120 amino acids)
Molecular function (GO): protein binding
Source: RefSeq, a predicted model, not a curated record
UCAUUUCAAGGGAGUUGCAGUGAAUGUGGACUUCCCCAAAGUUCACUCACUGGAGUCAGAUCAGUCACAGGGGCAACGUAACUUUUGCUGUUCGGGAACGUCGCGCACGAUAAUAACAGGGAAGUGCUCAUUUUCAGUGCUAGAAAUAUUUAUUUUUCAGGCGUUUGUUCAGGAUGAAUUCCAGGCAUGGAGAGAUGGACUGGCGGUGGACAGUUUUCACACUGAUUCUAAACUUUCAGCUCACUUACGGGUCUCCCUCCUCCUAUGACUUAUUCCAAGGCUCUGCGCACACUGGGGUGGUACACAGGCACAGAAACAGGAACUGGUGCGCCUAUGUGGUGCACAGGAACGUGAGCUGCGCCGUGCAGGGGAGUGUGGAGAGCUUCCAGGAGCCCGUGGUGGCCCCCUGCCCAGCCUACCAGCCCGACUGCCAGCCACAAGUGACAUACAAAAAUCGGUUUCGACCCACCUAUAAGAUUGCCUACAAGACAGUCACAGAGUUGGAGUGGAGAUGCUGUCCUGGUUACCAAGGACCGGACUGUAAAAAUUUAAAACCAUCCCCAGAUCGACGAACAGUGCAGGGAACACAGCCUUACGUCCCCCCAAAUCAACAUACAACCAGACACAUACAGAGACCAGAGAGGAGAGAGACAGCGCACCAUGAGACAAGGCAUGGUGGGACAGACAAGGUCCGUCUUCUGGAAAAUGAAGUUCAGCGUCUAUCCCAGACAGUCCUGGAUCUCCAGUCGGCUUUGACAGGUUUAACUACCAACCUCCGCACAGACCUGCAGGAUGACACAAAGAAAAUGCUAGCGACACUUCUAAACAACAUGCGCCCACCAGACAGUGCUGCGGGUGCAGGCACAGAGGAGAGCCCCGCUGUGCUGGAUGGUCAUCAGGCUACCAGAGGUGGGAUUGCUGGAGAGAAAGCCCUUGAGAAAAUAGAAGCUCGUUUGGAUGAUAUCAAUAAUGCGCUUAAAAGCAAGGAUGAGGCUUUGGAAGAUCUAAGAGGAAUCACAACAAGUCAUGAGGGUCAGAUACGUGUCCUGAUGGAUGCCUCUCAAUCUCAGACUCCAGCCAUAGCGGAGUUUGAUGUUAUACAGACCUACAUUGAUGGGAAAUUUGAGAAGCUGAAGAAAGAGCUAGACCAGAAUGUGGACGAAAAGAUGGCCAGAGUGCAGAGCUCGUGCAAUGACAAGAUCCAGGCGUCGCAGAAGAACUGUGAAGACAGCCAUGACCAAGUUUUGGCCAGGAUGACCCAGCUGGUGGCUACUAAGGAAGCUGAUCUGAGAAAGGAGAUUCGAGCACUACGUCUAGACAUGGCUGCUGCAGAUGGACCUGUACGAACUCAGAGGCAGACUGAUCCACCCAACGAGGAAGAAGACCACGGUGACCAUAAAGACCUGUGGCGUGAGAUUGAUCGUAUUGCAGAGGCUCACCGCAUCCUAAAUGUCCGCAUUGACAACGAGCUGGCACACCUGUCUGCACCUCAGGAAGACAAUGAUUUUGGCCCAUUGAUUGAGGAGCUGGAGGCGCGUAUUAAUAUAACAGAACAAAAUGCAGAGACUCACUGUUUCUACAUUGAAGAGAAGCUGACCCGUACAAUUGCAGAUGAAGUGGCAGCACUUCGGAAGCUCCUGGAUGAGCGCUUGAACGGCAUGGAUGACCAGCUCACAAACAUGCUGGUCGAAAUGAGCAACAACUCCUUCCCAGGGAUGUUUGGUGACUCUGUGGAUGCCAUCCAGGCAGAAGUGAACAACAACAAGUUCCUCCUGCAGGGUUUGGAUGACAAGGUUAAUGCUGUUGGAGAGCUGUGCUCUGCAGGAUGUUCAGCCUCAGGAAUUACUGUAGGUGGCGAAAAUUCUGCACCUACGCCCAAUGGUCUAGGAAACAUUUUGAAGGACCUCAAGAGGUACAGAAAUGACUUGGACAUUCUUCACACAGAUGUCAGCUCCAACUCAGACAAGCUCAGGCAACUGGAGGACCUUGUUCAAAGGCAGUCAGUCGGAAACGAGAGACGCGUGAAGACGAUGGAUGACUUCCAGAGAGGACUGAUUAAUCUUCAAGAUAAUGUGCUUGGUCUGGCUGGAGCUGUUACUGGGUUAAGUGACUCCUUGAGCAAAUACAACCAGGAUAUGCACAGAAUAAACUCAACAUGCUGUCAAGCAGAGCAGAUUGGCACUGGAAUCCCAGGACGGUAUAACUGGGCUUCACCUGAUGCCACCAACCGUCAGGUGGAUGAGCUGAGGAACAGACUGGAUACGCUUAGUGAACGGGUGUCAUCUGAACUGAAUCAAUGUAAACAGAACACACAAGGUGUUUCUGAUGGAAUCUCUGCUGUGGACGGACGUGUAGCCAGACUAGAACAGGUGUGUGGACGGUUAGAUGGAGUUUCUACUAACAUUAGAGAACUGAAAGAUGGGCUGGAGAGACAUGUUGGAGGUCUGCGGGAUUGUGUCUACAGGAUGAAUGUCACCUGUGGAAAUCAUGGGGCAGAAAUCGCUGCGCUGCAGAAUUCCUUGCAGAGGUUCCAGGCACAGCUGUCUGCAAUGGCCAAACAUGUCUCGAAAGAUGUCACUGCCAGAGAGCCAGGAAUGACCUUAAGACCAGAGAGGCCUGCUUCUGUGCCAGAUACAACUCCGACCAGAACCAGAGUCCAACAAAUCCUGAUCCCCCUCAACAUCCCUCCACCGCCCUCCAGCCCCAGGCAGCCGUACAUUCCGGUUCAACCAGCUCAGCCCAACACACACACCAUCAUGAUCAGUCCACCCAGCCAGCCCUCCAGUCCCCAUCAACCGGGCCGCCCCAGUCUGCCGCUGGUUCCCAUAAGGCCUGUGGUGGAGACGGGAGAGGCAGGACCUCCGGGGUACAUCCGCAGGGUGACUGUGCGAAGAGGUUCUGAGGACUCGUCUCGCAUGCCUGUCAAAGGGUUCGCUGGAGCGCCGGGCUAUCCUCCUCUGCAGCCUGCAUCUUUCAGACCUCCGUCAACCAGCCGCCGAGCUCCUGCAGCAGCAAAGAUGCCGUGGAACCCCAUGUAUCAAGCUCCAGCUGAUGCACCAGUUUCAGUGGACAACAGCGCCUUUUCAGAUCCCUUGUCCUUCUCCGCUGGCCUCACACAGCAGCCUUUCUCUGGAGAUUUUGGCAUCGUUCGCUUCAACAGGGUCCUCGUCAACGACGGUGGACACUACAAUCCCCACACAGGGACCUUCACUGUGCCGAUGGACGGCCGAUAUCUGAUUUCAGGCCUGCUGACUGCGAAGCCGGGCGACCGUGUUGAGGCUGUCCUGUCAGUGUCUAACCGCAGCGUCCAGAGGCUGCAGAGCUCUGCAGGGCCGGCGUCUGGUCAGCACGGGGGCUCGGCUUCUGCUGACUGCGGCUGCGGAGGCACCGUGUCCUUCAGUCUGAUCCUCCCCCUGAGAAAAGGAGACCGCGUGGGCCUGGUGAGGACCGGAGGCCAGCUGGCCACCACCGAGGCCAGGGAGAUCCUCUCCACCUUCAGCGGCGUCUUCCUGUAUGCGUCACAGACCCACAGAUAGCUGGAGUAUCAAGGAGGACUAGUUUGUUCCCAGAGAGUUGGACUGGAGGAAAUGAUGACAAAAUCAUAUUUUUACUGAUUUGCUGUGAUGCAGCUAUUUUACCCACGCAGUGCCACUGUGUGAAGAUCCUCAGUUAUAGAUUCCGCUGUUAUACUGCAGUUUGUAAGCCACUUGCCAAAGAUACCUGAAUACAAGAAGCAGGAUUUGUAUCUAAUAUAUUUGAUUAUCAAGUUGAGGUUUUUUUUGUACUUAUUGUGAAUGUCUUGUGUAGAAGUGUUUGUAAAUUAACAUUAAAACUGAUAAAAUGUCAUUUUUAUUUUAGCGACAGCAUCUGACACACUCAGUAUGGUCAACUAUCAGAGGAAUAUGUUGUUGUUUAGGCAGUAAAUCCUGAUAAAACA